Molecule: messenger RNA, 4563 nt
Organism: Botrytis deweyae
Lineage: Eukaryota; Fungi; Ascomycota; Leotiomycetes; Helotiales; Sclerotiniaceae
Exons: 2
Coding region: 1-4563 (1520 amino acids)
Source: RefSeq, a predicted model, not a curated record
AUGGAGCUCGACGAUACAUGGGAUCCUGAUCCCUUGCCAAGUUGCAGUUCUAGGAAUCAACCUCAGCCUCGAUUCAAAAAAGAAAAGGCUCAUCACUCUCAAGAACAACCGGAACCACAACCUCAAUACUACCAGCAAUCAAAAACUUCUAAUUCACAACAUAGAGGUCGGAACGUGCCCAUGAAGCUUUAUCAAAACUUUUCAGACGAUGAAAGCUCAUCGGAUGAAUACCCUGUCGUCUUGCAACAACCGCAGGUCAACCAUAAAAGAGUGGUAAGUCCCGCUCAGCCUGCGCAUGACCGAAGGAAGCGACAUCAGAGUGAGCACCCAAGUCGCAUUGAACGUGGCCGCACAACAAACGUAGAGGAGGUUGUAUAUGAUCACAUCUCGGCGAUCUCGCGGUCUCGCAAUAAGUCCGUUGCCCGCAAUGAUGCUCGAUAUAAGGUCAGGACAAAUCAUGUAUUCGAAGGGUACCAAAAUGUCGAGAAUUCCGUGGCAGUUAGUAAAAAGUCGACCGCCCGUAGCCGCUCACGUGCAAGAGACUUAUACGAGGAUCAAGGUUAUGCUAUAAUGGAGAAUUACAACCAGCAGUUUGACAGACAACAAGGCGUAUUUUCACCGCAGAAUAAUGCUCAAACUAAGAGGUACAUGAAGGAGGAGCCAACCUACGUAUCUAUGCCACCUAACACAGAUGCUCACAGAACAGCUGGUAGAGGUCGCAAAGAAACUUCCAGAGUCAAUAAAGAAUCAGUCGGUACACCCAAGCAAAGGCAACGUCAUGCUCAAUCUCGUGCACAGAGCCUAGCCCCACGAAUAUCCAACGAGAAUAGCGAUAUUCAAUAUCUGGGUACCGGAAAUGGUACGUACAGUGUCAGAGCCCAGAGACAGGAGAAGGAGAACCAACUUCGCUCGCCAUUAUGGUCAAGCCAUGAUUUUGCUGUACCCAAACCUUCCUCUGCGAACAGAUUGCAAGGGAGAAUUGACAAGCCUAACUCGAUGAAGCCACCUCCCCAUACGCCAAAGAAUCAGUCUGGGAGAGUUAGAUCCGUUGCGUCUGAUAGCACACAGAAGAAUUCAAGUCAAGCCCGAACGAUCGAUUAUGGUCCUAUUGAUGAUGACGAUGUCUACGAGACACCAUUGGAAAACGAUCUUCGUCGUAGAUCCAAGUCUCACGUGGGGGUCCAUAAUGGUCCCAUGAAUUUCAUAAAUGCUCUGCCAAAGUCUAGUGUAUUUCGAAGAAAGAAUCUCGAAGUAGCAGAGCAGGUUCAUCAAACUCCAUCCAGUGAUUCAAAUAGAUCUAACAAUUCGGGGGUCACUAUUGAUCUCGUUACGCCAGAAAGUACUCUUUGUGCCCGCAGUUCAAUGCCUUUUAUACCUCAGCACUGGACUCCAACGAGAAGGGGCCCGAUCAGAGUAUCGGCACCCGAGAAACUCUCUGAUCAGGAUGAUCUUGGCGCUCAAAGUGAACAACAACCUGGUCAGAAUACUCAUCAGCACCAAGCCAUUGAAUCUAGCCCUGAUAAGGGAGAGCAACCUGAAGAAAAUGUUCGUCAACAACAAGCAGCUGAGAAGAUCAUCCGACAAGAACUCAAUGCUGAUAAGAAGGCUUUGCAAGAAGAGUUAUUCGGAGAAGUUAUUGGCGAAACUGUGGAAGAAAAGAGAGUGCAUGAGGAAGCUAAACGUUUGGAGGCUCAGAGAUUGCGAGAAGAGAAAGAGAAGCAAGAUCUCAUUGAUGCCGAGAGGAAGCGAAAGAAGAAUGAAGCAAGAGCCAAGAAAGAGAGCGAGAGGAAAGCAGCUGAGCAGGCCGAGAAGGAGAAAGAGAUAGCAGCCAAGAAAGCCAAACGCGACGCCGAACGCCAUCAUCAAUCUUUGAAAGAGCAACAGAAUGCAGAUGAGAGACGUAAGGCUGCAAAUAAGUCACUACAAGAGAAGAGAGAAAAGGAUUUGGCUGUGGCCAAAGCUGCCGAGGAAAAAGCCCAAGCUGCAGAAAAGGAAAGGAAAGAAAAUGAUGUUAAGUUUGAGCAAAUGAAACGACAAUUGGAAAAGCUUGAGGCGCAAGUCAAAGCAAAAUCGAUCGCGGAGUUGAAGCCUGCGAGAAAGUCUACGACUGUGGACGCCAUCUCAAACAAAGUUAACUCUCUACCUCCUCAAGUUACGCGUUCAACAAGCAUGGAAGUUGAUAAUGAAGGCUCAUUACCCACUCCACAGACCCAAAUAACACCUGUGGAUGAUGCUUCAAACACAGAAAAGACUUCACCUCCUCAGGCCACACUUCCAACAAACACCGAAGUCGAGGAUGAAGAUUCACUGUUCGUUUCAGACAAUCGAAAGGCAGUCGUGGAAACCACUCCAGAACAGCAAAUUUCGAAUGGUCUUCAAAGUACCACAGGAAGCUCCAGUAGUGAUUCGACAAUUGUUCAAUCCUUAGAACAUGAUCGACCUCCUGCCAGUAUGACUGAGAUCUUUGCCAAAACAAUUCUCAAUCCAAGUGGUGACAAGACUCUUGAAGAUAGAGAUGCUGAGCGUGAAGCUAUUCGCAAAAAUAGAGCAAACGAGAGUGCAGCUGCCAAGCAAAAACGAGCCAAGUCCAUCCCCGCGGAGCCAAACUCUGAAACGGUUGCUCAUAAAGCUGCUACGCAGGCAACUCCUAAAGUGUUAACAAAAAGCCCGUCAAAGAAGAAACGGACCCAGUCACUGACAAAGUCACUCGGAGGUUCUAUAUUCAGUGCUAAACUACAACCUCUACCCGGACAUGAGCCCGAAGGGUACGUUCCUCGCGAACAACCAAAAGAACCUCAGAAUGUAACCGAAAACUCUAAUACAGAGCUUACAGUCUCGAAACCGCGCCCACUUCCAUUGCCUUUACCUCCCCCUCUUCCCUUGCCAGUAAGGUCUACUAAUACUUCAAGUAGACCAGAAACGCGUUUGAUUUCGCAAGCAGAGCGAGAGGAAAUUGAAGCUAAUCGCCAAAGAGUCCAGGCUGCGGCACAGGCUCGGAAGGAAAAUUCGAACAGAGCCAGAUUGGAGGAGAAAAAAGCUGCGUCUGCGAAAAAGAGAACAGUUGAAUAUCGCAAGAAGAAAGAAAAAGAACUGAUUGAAGAAGCUCGUAAAGAAGGCAGAUUAAUAGGUGAUUCUGAGCUUGAAGCUAGGCUUAACAAAUUAAUGGAGAAGCGAGAGCGCGAGAUGCAGCGAAAAAGAAAACGUGCUGGAGAAAAGACUUCAUCGAACGAACAUGAACAUGAUACUGCUUGUAGUACCAGCAUACCUAAUGAUUCUGGUUUGGCCGCGGCGCAUAUCUCAUCCUCCGAUACUGCUAGUGAUUCUAAUCAAGUUGAAGAAGAUGAUGAUUCUUUGACUCGUGAUCUGAAAGAGCAUAAAAUCAAAACGGCCGAGGUAUUGAAAGAACGGGCGCAAUCUUAUGCAGCUCGACGUACCCAACCACAGCCAGUGAAGAAACUGGAACCACUUUUCGACUCGGACGAGUCAGAAGAGUCUGAAGAGGAUCCGAUUGAUGAUGAAACUCUGGAAAUGAUAAUGCAACACAAUCGAAAAAAUAAUGCUCUUGCUGAGGCUACAAAGGCUGGUAAGAAUGACGAUGGGAUCCAAUCAGAAACUCUGACUGAGGAAGAGAUUGCUUUCGAGAAAGAAAUGAGAGAUCAUUUGGAAAAAGAUCCAGAUGUCGAAGAAGAGUCUCAAGAAGCAACCGCUACACUCAACCCCGAUGAACAUAAUGCGCAGAUCGUCCCACCAAUGCCAAAUAUGACGAGAUACUUUGAGGGGCAAUCCGCUCCACGAUCCUCUAGUGGUCUAGAAACCCAAUCAACGUUACUUCCAGCGCCGAGUCAAAUGGCCAGAACAUUGUCUGCCAAGUCCCAAGAGCCUGUAUCAUAUAAAAUGGUCAAUUUAUAUAUGGUUAUGACACAAGUAACGCUUGGCGAAUAUGAGGACGAAGCAAUUCUCAAGAAGAAGUUCUUUGAUCUUGAAAAGGCCAACAAGCAUGCACAGACGCUUGUCAACGAAUACAGAACCAAAAUGUUCAGACAGCAGGAGAUUCUGGAGAAGUGGAAUUCCGACCGUACGUAUCAUGGCCAAGUCAUUCACGACGAAGAGAAGAUUACCAAGGUCUUUGUCACAUUAAAGCCGAUGAACACCGAAGACAUUGACAGAUACGAUCCAACACUGGUACGCCCGAUGUUUGCCAAUAAAUACUACACGAUCCGAUUCGAGAAGGUCGUUGAGGAAAUUGACCCUGAAACUCAAAAAGUCUGUAUGACAUACCGUACUGCUGGAUUUGCAGACUCGAGCAAACUGUACACGGUUUUGGAAAUGGCGAAUCAUGCUGCUGCCGAAUACGUCGCCAAGGAAAUGAAACCCAAAGAAGAGGAGCAUCAGACUGCGUAUGUAGAAGACCUGCUACCACAAGUAAGAACAGGAAGAGAUAAUUGCACCCAAACAGAUGAAUUGUUCUGUUGCGAGGUGACUAGCGAACAAGUUCCUUGGGCAGAUUUCAAAACAUUCGACGUUAGCGUGGAACUUUGGACAACUGAGGGCCCGAUUAAUUAA